AUGUCUGCCGUUACUCUCUCCAAGACUCUCCAAGUGGCACUGCUGCAAUUCCACUGUGGUGGAGACAAGACGGCCAAUCUCGCCAAAGUGACCCAAUUCAUCGAGAGGGCGAUCCAACACGAUCCAAAACCACAACUUCUUGUUCUGCCUGAAUGUUUCCAAUCUCCAUAUGCCGUAGACCAAUUUGCAAAUUAUGCAGAACGUAUCCCAGAGGGGGAAACUAGCACGUUUUUAAGUGAACAGGCGAAAAAGUACAAUGUCUCUAUCAUUGGAGGUUCGAUUCCGGAAAUCGACGACAAUGACGGCGGUAUCUACAACACCUCUCUUGUUUUCAAUCCCAAGGGGGAAAUCGUUGCCAAGCAUCGUAAGGUGCACCUCUUUGACAUUUCUAUUCCGGGCGGAAUCACGUUCAAGGAGUCUGAUUCUUUAAAACCGGGCAACAAGGUUACAGUUUUCGACAUUCCAGAAAUCGACACCAGAUUCGGCUUAGGUAUUUGCUAUGAUAUCAGGUUCCCGGAAUUGGCCAUGAUUGCAGCCAGACGUGGCGCUGGUAUUAUGGCUUAUCCCGGUGCAUUCAAUACCGUGACAGGUCCUAAAUUCUGGUCAAAGUUUGCCGUUGCCAGAGCUAUUGACAACCAAAACUACGUGUUGAUGUGUUCCCCCGCUCGUAACCCACAGGGCGGCUAUCAGGCUUAUGGCCAUAGCAUGGUGGUCGAUCCAGAUGGUGAGAUCCUCGUUGAGGCCGGCCAUGAGGAAACCAUCGUUUAUGCAGAACUGAAGAAGGACGUUGUUGAAGAAACGAGAAGAAAUAUUCCCUUCAGUGUUCAAAGAAGAUUCGAUGUUUACAGUGACGUUUCUAAAGAUCCUGUUGUUUCUGCUUUGUAA
Pichia kudriavzevii is the source of this 885-nucleotide messenger RNA. RefSeq lists its product as uncharacterized. Gene Ontology annotation, cellular component: mitochondrion. The record is from RefSeq and is a predicted model, not a curated record. Gene Ontology annotation, molecular function: omega-amidase activity. The coding region runs from base 1 to 885 and encodes 294 amino acids. Lineage: Eukaryota; Fungi; Ascomycota; Pichiomycetes; Pichiales; Pichiaceae. The transcript has a single exon. Gene Ontology annotation, biological process: L-glutamine metabolic process; oxaloacetate metabolic process.